UAAGAUCAGUAAACCUGUCCGCAUGGGGGCGCAACGGAUUUUGUAAACAAAUCAGAUAGGUGAGCAAUUAAACGCCCAAGUUGACAAAAUAUAAUGAAACUGGUUGCAGAGGAGGUGUUAGAUGCGGCUGGUGGUGGUGAUGUGACAGAACUAAGACGUUUUGACAAAAAUUCGUUAACUGACACCCUGUGUGACGGCUUGGGAUGCAACUGUCUACAUUAUGCAGCUAGACAGGGUGGGGCUGACAUUCUGGAAUUCUUAGUGAAGGAGAGAGGUUUCCCUGGAUAUAAAAGAUCAAAUGUUGGAGCCACAGCAGCUCAUGACGCCGCUGCUGCCGGAAACCUUGAGGCGUUACAAUGGUUGAUACAGUAUGGUGGAUGUAAUGUUGAUGAUCAGGAUGGAACAGGAGCAACAGUGUUACAUCUUGCAGCAAGAUUCCGCCACACUCGUAUAACAGAAUGGUUAUUAGAUGUUCAACAUGCUGAUGUAUCAAAACGUACAGCAAGUAACGGACUUCCGUUACAUUUUGCUGUUGUAGGAGGAGAUUACGAUGCAGUCAAACUUCUUGUUGACGAAGAUCCUACAACGGUAAAUUAUCAGUUGAGUAACGGGGCAACAGCAACCUAUCUAGCAGCACAGGAAGGCCAGCUUGAGAUUCUACGAUUGUUGAUACAAGAUUAUCGUGGAAAUGUCAAAAUGAAAGCGUACGAUGGAAUGUCAUGUGUUCAUGCAGCAGCACAGUCUGGUCAUUUAGACUGUGUCAGAUUUUUGGUUGGUGAAGAAAAAUGUAAUGCAAAUGAUCGAGAUUUUGAUGGAGAGACUCCUCUUCAUUAUGCUGCAAGUCAAGGUCAUGCCCUUGUCAUUGAUUGGAUGAUGAAAAUGGGCGGGGCCAGAGUGACAUUAGAUAACCUCGGAGGCAGUCCACUUCAUAAUGCAGCAGAGAGCAACCAAACAGAGUGUGUGAAAGUGUUGAUAAGUAACGGUUGUAGUACAGAGAUUACAGAUAACAACGGACUUACAGCUGCCGAACUAGCCCGUAAAUGUUUCAACGACAAAUGUGCAAAUUUGAUUGAAACUUUCCAACCCCAAAGUCAGUUUGUGAUUGAUGAAGACGUGGCAUACUUACAUUCUGUGCAGAGUCCAAGACCUGCCCCACAACCGGGACAUUCUGUCGUAACCAAUGGUUACACUUCAAAUUACCCAUUAUACACUACUCAUGUUCAGCCAGAACCUCUUCAUAAUGGUUUUACUGUAAAUGGUACUCAGGGGCAAGCCGUUAAGGUCACUGUGCAUUCUGGGAUAGGUAACCAGCGCAAGCCAACAGGGAGGCAGAGCCCAGUACGUGCUAGAUCCCCGGUCGGCUAUCAACUACAACAACAACCAGUGAUUAAUGGUACAUUUCUAACAGAUGGUAGAGGUGAGACAGAAGACACUGGUUCAGUUUCUGCUCGUGCCGACUCAGACGAAUUUCCAGUUGGAAUUCCAAGAAAUUUCUCUCAGGACUGGUCUGUGGACUCAAAACUAAACAGAGGAAAUAACAGUCAGUCUGGUUCUAGUUCCUCUCUUAGUUCAUUAUCUCAUCUGGAUGAUGCUAUAGCAGUAGCAACACAGGAAGUUGAGAAAGACAAAAUUACCCAGAAUGCAUCUAUAUACAGGAAGUCAGAAAAACAAGUUCUUUUGCCAGCACACCAUGGAAACAUCCUCUUAGAAGAAAAUCCAUAUGCAUCAGUAGCUAGUGUAAGCAAACAGACACAAAACAAAACUGAAUUUGCUUUAUUGGGACAGAGAGAAUCAAAAAGUGUAACAUUUCAAACAAAAACAAGUUAUAUUAAAACUGAUACAAAAAUGGAUGAGUCGGUCAAGGGUGUGAAUGAACAAAAUGAAAGAGACAAUUUAUCUGUUAUAAAGCCCUUAACAGGAAAUACUGCUGUUACGGCAGAAAAAAUAAACAGCAAUGGUUACCACCAUGACAUUUCAGAAGACAGCAAGGUUGGAAAUGGUGUUCAUGAGAAAAGCGGGUCUGUACUAAUUACUCAACAUGUAACCAAUAUCUAUACACACACUGCACCCCAGAAUGCUAGAAGUCAUGUGACUAACUUAGAAAUGUUCAGGGAUAACACGCAUGCUAUGGUGAAUGGGAACCCCACACUUCUUGCAACUGGUGAUGUUUAUCAUGCAGAUAUAUCAUCUGCUGCACCACAGAGUAUCCCCUCUGCUCCACCUCCCCCUGUUAUUUCAUCAGUACCUGUGUCUAAACCAAAGGAAAACUUAAUCUCAAAGCCUAUGGAAGAUGAUUUUAUAAAGCCUACCCACAAUGCACCUAAAAUUCUUGGUUAUGGGAAUCAGACCACAUCAGUACCUGCACCCCAUACUGCACCUGUAAUUCCUCAGCAACCCCCUCCCCCACCACCUGCGCCCACCAUUACCCAUGUAAAUAGUAAUCAAGAACGUAGUGCUCCGCUUUCUCCACCACCUGAACCACAGCUUGGAUCAGGGAACCAGCCAGCUUUUGUACCAGCACCACCACCGCCACCACCACCACCUGCAGUAGGGAGUCAGUCUGUUGUUCGUAAUUCUGUGUCAGAAGCAGUCAAAAGAAAGUCUGCCUCAUUACCUGCUAGGUUAGUUAAUCAAGAAAGACAGGUGGAUUUCUUUGAAUCGGAUUCAAAGGUAGAGCUGACUGGCGAGUGGGACCCUAAAAAUUUUGUUGAUAAAGUACCAAACAAAGAGAGUCUCCCUGCAUGGAAGGUCCAACUUCAGGCUAGACAGAUUGCAGAGAAAACUAUGAAAGAAACUCUAGAACAUAGAAAGGUUGAAGAGCGGGAAUGUAGGUUUAAGAAUAUGCCUGCCUGGAAGAGAGCUCUGGUAGAAAGGAAAGAAAAAGAAGCUGAAGCCAGGGCAGAAGAGGAGAAACGCAUACAGGAACAGCAGGCACAGAAAAAGGCGGGAACAAAACGUGUCCCAGCUGUAAAUGUUACACCUAGCACUAGUGAUGAUGGGGAAUUAGCACCAUGGCAACGUGAACUUCAGAAAAGAUGAAAUCUUUGUUUUUUAACAUGUAUAUUUUGUUCCAUUAUGGAAAAAGAAAAAAGAAAACUUGUGUUCCAUUAUGGAAAAAGAAAAAAACCCUUAUAUUCUAUUAUGGAGAAAAGGAAAACAAACUCACUAUUUAAUCAAAGAUCCCUUUGCUUUAAGCAGUACAGAAUCCUUGUAUAUUGAUCACCUAUUUUUCAUGCAUUUCUAACAUAUCUAUUAUCUAACAUAUCUAACGAGUUCACAAGCAGGUCUUGGUAUUAAUGUGAAAUAUCAUCAUAUUCGCAAAAAGGCCUUUUCAUUAAUGUGAAAUAUUAUAUUCACAAAGAAACAUUUUUUAUUGUUUGACAAUUGUUUGGUCUUUUUUUAUAAUUUUGAAAAUGUCAUACAUUGUUCUUAUUCUAUAAUCAAAAACUUGUAGUUACUCUUGCAAAGGCUUAUAUGAAUUUUCCCAUUAUUGGCCAAUGAUGUGAGAAAAUAGAAUUUGUAGCUUUGUAAUUUUUUUCUCUACCAUUAAUGUGGUGACAGGCCUCAAAAUUAGGACUGGGACGAUUACUCAGUUAAUCGGAUCCGAUUCGAUUUCUAGGUUUCAGUUUUGUAAAACCGGUAAUUGCGGUCAGACAAUAAACAUCACAAGUCGUACUUUAUUUUUAUACAUUUCUUUGACCAGCACAUAGAUCCAAAGUUAUAUUUCCACUAAAACCCAUCUACUGAAGACAAUCAGUAGUCUCGGAUUUGCAUGUCGUGAUAUAUUUAAAAUAAAAUACACCAAAAUAUGACUUAUCAGUUGUCACACAGCUUGCAAACAAUAAAUUCAGUAAGUUUCUAAUGAAGUCAGCUGCUGGAAGUACGGAAAUACGGUCGUCAGGAAAGAAAAACAACAUUUUCCACAUGGCGGCCGAUUAACCGGUUCGAUUCGAUUUCAGACAAAACAUUAACCGGUUUCAAAAUUUUAAAAUCGUCCCAGCCCUACUCAGAAUACCUUAUUUAGUCUUCAUGUAAUAAGUGGAAGGAAGUUGUGUAUUUUUUGUAGAAACCUACAUGCAUUUUGUUCUGGUAUUUGCUUAAAUAUUAGGACGUCUGUCUCUGUGACAGAGCUGGAGAGUGAGAAGUGUUGGCUAAACUGAUAUUUUAUUUGUUUACCUUAAAAAAUUAUUUAGCAAGAUUUGUUUUAAUUCGGUCGAACUGCGCUUGCUCAAACAUGCCAGGACUGUCCAAAUUUGUUCGAGUUACCGGUAUUUCGAACCAUCGAACAAUACACAUUAUACAGGUAUUUUGUGGGGACCUGAUGCCGAGUUUAAUCCAAGGAUAAUGCUCCCAUUAUCCUAGUUUGAGCAAACGGAGUCCAACUGUAUACAGGUUUGUAUGAAUAUUGACUUGAACACAAAAAUCUAAAGGAGAACAUUUGAAGUUGAUUCAAAAUGUAUGUUUGUACUUUGUAUUAUGAAUGAUAGUGAUUGAAAGCUUUAAUGAUAUACUGUGCUCAUAUCAUUAGAUAUUUAUUGAAAUCUAGAAAACACAUAUUUAAGUUGGUUAAGAUAUAAACUGUUUAUUGCAGAGCAUAAUUCACAAUUUAGCAUCAUAUCUAGUAACAUUAGAACAGCCAUUUGUUAUGAUAUUCUUUUAGUAGAAUUACACAUGUUACGAAUUUUAUCUGUACAUUUAUUUGUCAGUAUUGUUUUAAAUCUAACAUAGAGUAGUAUUUACAUUUACACACUGUUUCGUUUUAACAUAAAUACUGUUUUGCAUUUGUUCAUAUUUUGAAAUAUGUAAUUUGGGCUUACUGUAUCUUUAAAUGUUUUAUGCAAAUUACUUGCCACCAGUUGUAAUUCCAAAAUGUUCCCCAUUAAUGCAGGGAUUGUGUGUGAAAAAAUAUUUCUAUAUGGGAAUAGUUGUGGCCCUUAAGGGAGGGGGUGCAUAUAAAUAAGCAGUGUUUGGUUGCCUUGUAGAAACAUGCAUCCUAAAAGUCUCUUUGUUGUGUAUUUAUAUCAUUACAGUGUUGUUUCUGACUCUUUUGGGUACUAAGCUUAGUUGAGUGUCAAUAGUCAAUCACUUGUAUGGAACCCAGCAGUGACACUUGUUUCAAACAAGAUCUCUGAACAUUAAAGCUAAUUAUUCCAAAUUUUGGAUAUUCUUGUGCCAGUAUAGUCCUGAUAAAAAAAUGUAACGAAGCUUAGACAGGAAAAAACUUGAAAUAAUUCACUGUCAAGAAAUGCUGAGAUAGAAGAUUUUAUUUAGUUGGGCAUAAAAAAGAUAAAAUUCUCACUUUAUACAUGUAUCUAUUUGUAGCAUGUCUAUGCAGCAAUUUUUAUAAGAUUUGCAGGCACUAGAACUCUUUUAAAAUUAUACAAGGAACAAUCUGCUAAUAUGAUAGUUUUGCUUUUUAUCCAAUUAACUUAAUAUGUAAUAUCGUAGCAGUUAUAUCAACACACUGUUCAGCUUUUAUAGAUGAGCUUAUUGGGGUCAGUAUAGCCCUUUUGCGUUUUUAUUGAUGAUGAAUGUUUGUAAAUGAACUGUACCUGUGAUAUGUCAUAUUUAUACUAUAUUAUAAUAUUUUACCAAAAAUGUCUGUCUCAGAAGUUUAAAGGUCUUUCUGUCUAUUAACAUUCCAUAGUCGGAUUAUUUUUGAUAAUUAUAUUUUAUAUAUUGAUAGUGCUUAUUCAUUUAUAAAGAAGGGUGUUUUAAUGAUUUUUUUUUUCAAGAAAUAGAGCCAUGCAAUAUUGUAUGACAAAAAUCUGUCCUGACCUAUUUAGGCCUUACCAGCAAAAUUACGUAAAAAAGCACACUUCUAGGUGAAAAAUAUAAUGUGUCUCUACUAGGCCUAUCAAUGAAUAAUAUUGACUUUUUAUUUCCCUCUUAUAUGAUGUAAGGGGUGGUCUUGAAAAUGUUAUUAAAUUUUGUAUAAUUAAA
This is a messenger RNA of Mercenaria mercenaria, 5943 nucleotides long. Its product is annotated as espin-like. The record is from RefSeq and is a predicted model, not a curated record. Gene Ontology annotation, biological process: actin filament bundle assembly. The coding region runs from base 94 to 3039 and encodes 981 amino acids. Gene Ontology annotation, cellular component: cytoplasm. The transcript has 12 exons. Gene Ontology annotation, molecular function: actin filament binding; ATP binding. Lineage: Eukaryota; Metazoa; Mollusca; Bivalvia; Venerida; Veneridae.